AUGGCGGCCAGGAAGGAGCUACGGACGCUCUCCAAGCGCAUGGAACAGCAGUGCACCCGUGAGGUGGACAGCGGCUUGGCCCUGACCGCGGAGAAGGAGAAGUGCGACCAGCUUCAGGCGCGGGUCUUAGUCUUGGAGGAGGAGGUCAGGGCAAAGGCGCAGCGCUUGAGCGAGUGGGAGAACAUGACGGACAAGCAGAAAACCGCCGUGUCCGAGUUGGAGAAGCUCAAGAAAGCCCUGACAAUGCAGCUGAUGGAACAGAGGUCUAUGUUGGAGGCCAAGGAUAAGCUCGUCGCCAAGACCCAGGAGAAACUCGCCAGGAACGCGAAGAUGCAGAACGAGGGCGUCCGGCAAGUGGGUAUUCUGCAGAAGGAAAUCUCUGCGAAAGCGCGGAUGUACUCAGCGGUGCAAGCGGAGCUAGGCCGUCUCAAAACAAGCCUACAGCACCGCGAAGCUUUGCUGAAGGGGGCCGCGACGCGCGUGAUGUCGGUCCUGGACUCUGCCAACGAGAAGGAGCACUGGCUUUCCGCCAAAAACCAGGUGGAAGCCAUCGUCGUGCCAAUACUGGAGAGAGAAAGGCUUGAUGGGCUUGAUCCUGACGAAGCCGCCACGGAACAAUCGCGCCAGCGGGUUAAGAUGCAGUUCGACAAGGAGAUCAGACGAAAGCAGCAGCAGCAGCAGCAAGCAGCUCAAGGCUUUUCCAGCUCGGCCCCGGGAAUGUUGGGCGCUUGUUUCGGGGCUCCUGCAACGGGGGGUGGAGUUGCAAGCUUCCUGGGGGGAGCUCCACGCCUGCAAAGCUUGAACACAGGUGGGUUCGAUGGCACCGACCGGCUGUACGUCGGUUGCGGCGAUGGGGACGCGGCUUUCGAAGACAAUGCUGACCAAGAAGGGCACCAACCGUCAGAGCUUGGAGGUGGACAACCAUCCAAGGCCGCUGACACUUCUGCAGCGGACGGGGCAGCAAGCGGCAUGGGCACCACCAUUGGCACCCCAGCAAUGUCGGCGGAGCCGGUCCAAGCAGACAGGCUGAUUAGUGCCAUGACAGCCGCAGAGGGGAUCAGGCAACAGCAACAGCAGGCCGUAAGACUACCACGUUCUUCUUCUUUGCCGGCCCGAGACGGCGUGAUAACCGCCACCGGUUCCGCCAGAAGAAGGCCGGAAACAAGAGGGACUAUCACAGGAAAACCCGCCGCAUCAACGGCGCCGGGCGAUAUCCGCGGCAGCCUCAGGUCUCCGUGGGCAGUCAAGAAGGGCGGGGUUACUAGAGCUGUGCGGAGGAGUAGCAGCAGCUGUAGCAGGUUCAAGAAUACCGCGGUGGCAGGGGGGGGAAUGCGUGUCUUGCUGCCUGGCGAAGGGGCCCGAGACUACUCGUCGUUGCUGAGGGGCUCCGAAGCUCUGAGGGGGAGGGAGCUGGAGGCGAGGGUGGCCACAGCGGAGGCUGAGGCUACCUGGCUGGCACGCGAGAACCACCGCAUUACGGUAGAGUCGGAGCGGGUCAUUGGGGCUCGAGACGUGGAGGCAAAGAGAGCGGUGGGGGCUCUCACCGCAGAGCUGCACAAAGCGCGGGCCGCCGCAGCCGCCGCUGGUGGUGCUCGAGCGGGGCUCAGGGACCUCGAGACGCACAACCAAGCGACCUCCUUCUCAGACGAUGUAGAUCACGGCAGCAGCAGCAGCAGCAGGGCAGGGUUAAGGACGGGCGGAGAGAGCUCUGCCCGCAACACGGCUGUUUCCGGGAGCACCGUCGUGGCCGUCCGCCUGCCCUCCCCGGGAAACACCGUCGGCUACUCGGAAAACAUAUCGCUGACGGCGCCAACGCCCUUUAUCAGUGGGAUGAGCGAAGAAGACGAGCUUUCGUCUCUGCCGAACUAG
Messenger RNA from Ectocarpus siliculosus, 1869 nucleotides. The record is from the annotation of a GenBank genome assembly. Lineage: Eukaryota; Phaeophyceae; Ectocarpales; Ectocarpaceae.